Nerophis ophidion (straightnose pipefish) is the source of this 4819-nucleotide messenger RNA. RefSeq names its product Fas (TNFRSF6) associated factor 1 (gene faf1). The record is from RefSeq and is a predicted model, not a curated record. The transcript has 19 exons. The coding region runs from base 243 to 2330 and encodes 695 amino acids. Lineage: Eukaryota; Metazoa; Chordata; Actinopteri; Syngnathiformes; Syngnathidae. Gene Ontology annotation, cellular component: nucleus; endoplasmic reticulum. Gene Ontology annotation, molecular function: NF-kappaB binding; ubiquitin binding.
UCUGUUACGGCAUUUGUCACUACUUUACGUCAGCUACCGUAAAGCGUCAAACAGUACGCUACUGUGUAGAAUGAUUGUCUCCAGCAGCUAAAUUCCAAACAAAGCUAAAAAUAUUCAUUUGUUAAGCGCCCCAAACGGUAACCGCAUCUAAUUGAACGUUUUUUAUUACACUUUAGUGUCCCGUGAAGCGAGCGAGAGAUAAGAGCUUGUGGAAGAAGCGUUGCUUUUAGCCAGUCAUUGCCAUGGCCUCCCACAGCGGCGACAGCAACACGGACAGAGAGAUGAUUCUGGCAGACUUUCAGCUUUGCACUGGAAUUGACAACAUUGCAGAGGCAAUCACCCUUCUUGAGCUUAAUAACUGGGAUUUAGUGGCAGCCAUCAAUGGAGUCAUACAGGAGAAUGGCAUCAUGCAAAGUAACUUUUCCAGUGAGGCGAGCCAGGCCAGCAUGUAUGGACCGCACAGAGAAUCCGAAGCAGCUAAUGCACCAGCAGUAGCAGCAACAUCAGCCGCUGACACAGCAACAGCAGCCAACACAGCAGCAGCUGAAUGCGCCGUUCCUACGUGCUCCUCGUUGUUUUCAUCCUCCAGUCAGCUGUCACCCUCGGCAUCCACCUUUUGCCCCAGCACCCCUUCUCCUCGACACAUCGUAGAGCGCCAGCCUCGGAUGCUUGAAUUCAAGGUGGAGUACCGACAGCGCACUGUUGAGCUGGUACUGGAGGACGGAACCACAGUUGGUGAAAUCAAGCAACUCCUCGAGACAGAGCUUGGAGUUCCUGUAUACAAAAUGCAAUUGAAAGGAUGGAAGAGUGGCGAUGUCUCUGAUAGUACGGUACUUCGAAGUUUACACCUGCCCAGGAAUGUCAGCCUUUAUGUCCUGACACCAGACAUUGCCCCAACAGCCACAGCCAGCACCAGCACCAGCAAAAACAGUGUUCUCCCAGACUCAAUAAACCAGAACUUCCUGCUGAUCAUCAGUCACCAUGAGGCCCAAAGGGACUACAACCUUAACUUCCCUGGCUCCAGAACCAUUCAAGAGGUGAAGAGGAACAUUUCUGACCUAACCAACAUCCCAGUCCGGUACCAACAGUGGGAAGGAUGGCCUGCAUCAGCAUCUGAUGACUGUAUGACGCUGGCUGUCUCCGGGAUCAAUUAUCCUUGCCAUCACCUUACAGUUUGUCAAAGAUCCUCACCAGCCAAUGCCCAGGUACCCCAGGAAGAGUGCGCAGAUGUCCACAUGAUCAGCGACAGCGAGGGAGAUGAUUUUGAGGAUGCAUCAGAGUUUGGGGUGGAUGAUUCAGAGAUGUUCGGAACUGGAUCCUCCAGCUGUCGGAAAACCCCAAUGAUGCCAGAGAAUAGCGAGAAUGAAGCUGAUGCCUUACUGCACUUUACUGCUGAAUUUUCUUCAAGGUAUGGAGACAACCACCCAAUGUUUUUCAUUGGAUCUUUGGAGGCAGCAUCUCAGGAGGCCUUUCAUGGCAAAGCCAGAGAGAGAAAGCUGCUGGCCAUCUACCUUCAUAAUGACGACAGUGUCCUCAGCAACGUCUUUUGUUCCCACAUGAUGUGUGCCGACUCCAUUGUUUCCUUCCUGAGCCAGAACUUCAUCACAUGGGCCUGGGACGUCACUAAAGAAGCAAAUAAAGCCAGGCUACUCACCAUGUGCACGAGACAUUUUGGCAGUGUCGUGACGCAAACUAUACGCACAUACCAGACAGACCAGUUCCCUCUGCUCCUUAUUGUCAUGGGGAAACGCACUUCCAACGAAGUUCUAAAUGUUAUUCAAGGUAAUACUGCUGUGGACGAGCUAAUGAUGAGAUUAAUGGGUGCAUUGGAGAUCUUCACAGCACAACAACAAGAGGACAUUAAAGAUGAGGAUGAGCGUGAGGCAAGAGAGAUGGUGAAGAGAGAACAAGACGAGGCCUACCGCCUGUCUCUAGAAGCUGACCGUAAGAAGAGGGAAGCUCAAGAGCGAGAGGAGGCAGAACAAGUUCGCUUGGAACAGAUGAGAAAAGAGAAGGAGGACGAGAAGGAGGCUAUACGUUUAUCAUUGGCGCAAACCCUACCGCCGGAGCCCGAAGAGGAAUCAGGAGAGCAGAUCAGCAAGUUGCGAAUCCGCACGCCCAGUGGCGAGUUUCUGGAGAGGCGCUUCCUAGGCGGCUCUAAGCUCCAGAUGAUCUUUGACUUUGUGGCUUCCAAGGGAUACCCUUUCGACGAGUUCAAGCUCCUUACCACCUUCCCUCGCAGAAAUAUCACCCAGUUGGAUCCAGGAUCAACUCUACUGGAGGCCAAGUUGUUUCCACAGGAGACUCUUUUCUUGGAGGCCAAAGAGUAGUAAAGUGGCUGGUGAACUGGUCGAACACAGCAUGGGUCCAAAUCCAUCUGGGCCUCUGCAGUUCUCGCACAUACACACACACACACACACACACGCAAAGACUUCAGACCCUCUCAGAGCUGUAACACACUGGCAUGCACAUGCAGUGACACUAAAGUGUAAAGUAAGCUACUCUACUUUCUCCUGGUCGCUGAACACCUAAACUUUGUGUACACUUUUUGCACAGAGGAACAAAGACAGUCUCACAACAAGCACACAGCCAAGCCCCCCAACCUUCUACUAAACAAACCCCACAAUUCCCUAACCUAUAGCUGUCUUUUGUUCUACUUGAUCUGUCAUCACUUAAAACACAACACAGUGACGGCACGGAGAUUCCGACUAAACAGACCAUGUCACAGGAAAAAUAUGUACAGCCACGUUACCAAAACCAGGGCUGCUUUUACUUUGCUACUACGUGGUUUUUGCGUUUGAAAUAUUCAAUAAAAGCCAGCUACAAGAGACAAGUUGUCUCAUGUCUGCCUUUUCCCCCCAAAUCUAUUUUCCACUCAUCUUACUUUCACCGUUUCUCCAACUCUAAACUCAAAAAUCUAGAUGGAAGAGUUCAUAUUAUAUUUUUUAUAUAUGCAAAACACUUCCUCGUAGUCGACAUAACAAUUAAUGGUUAUGCUUUGGUCAAAAUUGUGCAUAGAUUUUGUUUUACAGACGAGACGCUUUCUGACUUUCUCUUCAGAAUGCGCUAUUUUGUGUUGAGUCUGAUUUACAUGACAAAGGCCUCUUUCAGGCAAAGCCCCGUUUGACUGCAACAUGCUUCUAUAUCGAGUAUACUGACAGAUAUAAGUUAGAACAAUAACACUACUAUGCGCUAGAGCAGAGGAUUUUAGCGCUCGUACGAGCCAGUCUGCUCCAAAACACAGAUAUAGAAAAAUAAGGAACUUAUAGACAACAACUUUGGCAUGAAUGGAGAAAAGUAGACUCCACCUAUGUGUUGUGUUUACACACUGAGCAUGGAGAAAAGAAAGAAGAGCAAAUAACUCUCAGAAGAUUUGAGAACCAAAAAUGUGGAAAAGCAUGGACAGUCUCAAGGCUACAAGUCCAUCUUCAGAGAUCUAAAUGUUCCUGUGUCUACUGUGCCCAUGGCAAUGUAGCUAACCUUCCUGAACGUAGACUGAAGAGAAAAAAAUGAUCAACGAUUCCAAUGAUGGAUUGUUAGAAUUGUUGAUAAAGAACCUUGAUCUACAUCCAAACAAAUUCAGACAGAGGAUACAACAGUGUCAGCUCGCAGAAUCCGUCGCCAUCUCAAUGAAAAGAUGGCGACGGAUUCUGCAGCGGUGUCCCAGGAGGACCCCGCUGCUGACACAGAGACAUUAAAAAAGUAAGAAUGGAGUAUGCAUAAACAUACCUGAGGAAGCCAAAAUCUUUCUUGGAGACUGAAGUGGAGCUUUUUGGUAAAGCACUGUUUACAGAAAACAAAAUGAGGCCUUCAAAGACAAGAACACCACACCUACAGUUAAACAUGGUGGAGGUUAAAUUAUGAUUUGGGGUUGCUUUACUGCUUCUGGUACUGGAUGCCUUGACUGUGUGCAUGGCAUCAUUAAACCCGAGGACUACCAAAGAAUUUUGGGGGAUAAAGAAACCAGUGUCAGAAACCUGGCUCUCCGUCAGAGGUCAUGCGUCUUCCAGCAGGACGACCACCCAAAACAUACUUCCAAAAGCUCACAAAAAUGGCUUAAGACAGAGCACUGGAGAGUUCUGAAGUGGCCAACAAUGAGUCCAGAUCUAAAUCCUAUAGAACAUCUGGGGAGAGAUCUAAAAACAGCAGUUGGGAGAAGGCAACCUUUAAAUCUGAGAGACCUGAAGCAGUUUGCAAAAGAAGAGUGGUCCAAAAUUCCAGUACCAAGGUGUAAGAAACUCAUUGAUGGUUACAGGAAGGGAUUGAUUUCAGUUAUUUUUUCCAAAGUGUGUUUCCAGCAUGAUCUGGUGCCAAAUCCACCAGUAACUGGUUUACUGACCAUGGCAUUACUGUCCUCAAUUGGCCUGCCAACUCCCCUGACCUGAACCCCAUAGAGAAUUUGUGGGGUAUUGUGAAGAAGAAGCUGAAUGACACCAUACCUAAUAAUGCUAAUGAGCUAAAGGCCGCUAUUGAAGCAUAUUGGGCAUCCAUAACACCUCAGCAAUGCCACAGGCUGAUUGCCUUCAUGCCACGCCGCAUUGAGGCAGUAUUCCGUGAAAAAGGAUUCCCAACCAAGUAAUUUACAUUUUCAAAUGUUUUAAUUUCUUCUGCUGUUCUAAAUCUUUUUUUUACUUGGUCUGAGGAAAUAUUCUGAUUUUUUGAGAUAGGAUUUUUGAGUUUUCUUAAGCUGUAUGCCAUAAUCAGCAAUAUCAAAAUAAUAAAAGGCUUGCAAUAUUUCAGUUGAUGUGUAAUGAAUCCAGAAUGUAUGACAUUUUCAUGUUUUUAGUUGCAUUUCAGAAAAUAAAGGACUUUACCACAA